This is a messenger RNA of Malania oleifera, 398 nucleotides long. Its product is annotated as protein GLUTAMINE DUMPER 4. The transcript has a single exon. Gene Ontology annotation, biological process: regulation of amino acid export. Bases 42 to 398 code for a protein of 118 amino acids. Lineage: Eukaryota; Viridiplantae; Streptophyta; Magnoliopsida; Santalales; Ximeniaceae. The record is from RefSeq and is a predicted model, not a curated record.
AACAGGUUAACCAGGGAAGGAGGAACUAAGAAGGAAUAAUAAUGCGGGAGCUUGUCCGGCCGACAAGCAACACCACUACGGCAGCCGUCGACGACUGCGGUUCGCAGCGGUCGAACUCUCCCAUUCCUUACCUGUUUGGGGGCCUAGCUCUCAUGCUGGGUCUCAUUGCCCUGUCACUGCUAAUUCUAGCAUGUUCCUUUAGAAAGGUGUCCUCGUCUUUUUCUUCUUCUUCUCCCACUUCAUCAUCGAGGGAAGCAGAGGAAAAACCGGUACGGGCCGCCGUGGCCAUGGAGCCGGAAAUCGAGCCAAAGAUCGUGGUCAUCAUGGCCGGAGAUGAGAACCCAACAUACCUGGCGAAGCCCGUUUCCUCAACAGGCCAGGAUGAGCAAAAAGUCUAA